Messenger RNA from Pestalotiopsis fici W106-1, 1203 nucleotides. RefSeq lists its product as uncharacterized. The transcript has 2 exons. NCBI's taxonomy places the organism in Eukaryota, Fungi, Ascomycota, Sordariomycetes, Amphisphaeriales, Sporocadaceae. The record is from RefSeq and is a predicted model, not a curated record. Gene Ontology annotation, biological process: rRNA processing; ribosomal large subunit biogenesis. The coding region runs from base 1 to 1203 and encodes 400 amino acids. Gene Ontology annotation, cellular component: preribosome, large subunit precursor; nucleolus; nuclear periphery.
AUGGUCAACAAAGGCAAGCUCAAGAUGGCCCUCGCGGCCGAGAAGGGUGUCGACUUCCAGAAGUUGCACCAGAAAAAGGCCGCCAAAGCCGCCUCCAAGAAGAAGGGCCCCCAGAGCGAGCCGGAAAGCGACGACCACGACGAGGAGGAGGACGAUGACGAGAGCGGAAGCGAAGACGAAGACGAUGAAGUCGGUCAAUCGAUGCCAUUGAACGACGAAUCGGAUAGCGACUCCGAGGUUGAGAUGGAAGAGAAGAUUGAGCGCAAGCCAAAGCCUAUCCUCAAGAUUGCAAAUGCAAAGCCGUCAAAGCCCGGAGCCCCAAAGGACGACGACGAAGAUGAGGAGGAAGAGGACGAAGAAGACAUCCCCAUGUCUGAUUUGGAGGACCUUCCUGAGGACGAGAAGGAGGAUCUCAUCCCCCACACUCGCCUUACCAUCAACAACACAUCCGCUCUUCUGGCUUCGUGGAAGCGCAUUGCCAUACCCACAGACAAGUCGGUUCCGUUUGCCACGCACCAGUGCGUCAUUAGCACCGAGACUACCGCCGACGGCAUUGAGGAUGUCCAGGACGAUUUGAAGCGCGAGCUGGCUUUCUACAAGCAAUCGCUGGAGGCUGCCAAGCAGGCGCGGAGCCUUCUCAAGGCCGAAAAUGUUCCUUUCAGCCGCCCCAACGACUACUUUGCUGAGAUGGUCAAAGACGAUGGUCACAUGGAGAAGGUCAAGGCUAAGCUAUUGGAGGAGGCAUCUGCCAAGAAGGCCUCGGCUGAGGCUCGCAAGCUGAGAGACCUCAAGAAGUUUGGCAAGCAGGUGCAGAAUGCCAAACUUCAGGAGCGUCAAAAGGCUAAGCGCGAUACUUUGGAGAAGAUCAAGUCGUUGAAGAGGAAGCGUCAAGAAUCUGGCGGAGAUGUGGGCCAGAAUGAGGCCGAUUUGUUUGAUGUUGGUGUUGACAAUGAGCUCCAAAAGCACAGCAGCAGUCAGAAGCGUGGUGCUCGUGAGGGCGGACCUAACCUGAAGCGUCAGAAGAAGGACCAAAAAUACGGCUUUGGUGGUAAGAAGAAGCACUCCAAGUCGGGAGAUGCCAUCAGCACUGGAGAUAUGAGCGGAUUCAGUGCCAAGAGGAUGAAGACGGGCACAAAGGGCAAGCCUAUGAAGACUGCCAGGUUAGGGAAGGCAAGGAGAAAUGCUGGCGCUCAGAAGCGAUAA